Mycosarcoma maydis (corn smut) is the source of this 399-nucleotide messenger RNA. RefSeq lists its product as uncharacterized. The record is from RefSeq and is a predicted model, not a curated record. The transcript has a single exon. Bases 1 to 399 code for a protein of 132 amino acids. Lineage: Eukaryota; Fungi; Basidiomycota; Ustilaginomycetes; Ustilaginales.
AUGGUAGCAAAGACUACAUGCGACUCAUCCACGACAGCGACAUCGAAACAGCGAUCUUCGCUACAACACUUAUCCGCUUCCUCUUUCGGUGCAUCAGGAUCGAAUUCUCCAAAACCAUCUCCCGUAGCCUCCUCUUUGCACACGAGCGCCAAAAAGUCGCUCAAGACUGCGAAAGCAAAGGCGAAAGCCAAAAAGAACGGCACCAACAAGUUUCGUGAUUCGGAGAAACGAGAAUUGCUCGACGGUCAGACGAGUCAGCUUUUUGCGAGUAACAAUGACAACAAAGAGGAUCGUCGAGAUCCAUUCUCGUACGGCGCAUCGUCAAUUGCAGACAAGAGAAGCACAAGAAGGCAGGUGGACGAGGCGACUCUGGCGUUGAAUCUGCUCAUGAAGUCUUGA